This is a messenger RNA of Antrostomus carolinensis (chuck-will's-widow), 773 nucleotides long. Its product is annotated as kelch-like protein 21. The record is from RefSeq and is a predicted model, not a curated record. Lineage: Eukaryota; Metazoa; Chordata; Aves; Caprimulgiformes; Caprimulgidae. Gene Ontology annotation, molecular function: protein binding. The annotation marks the transcript as partial. The transcript is spliced from 3 exons.
GGGGGUCGGACGGCUCCAGGCUGUACGACUGCGUCUGGAGGUACAAUUCCAGCGUGAACGAGUGGACGGAGGUGUCCCCCAUGCUGAAGGCCAGAGAGUACCACAGCUCCACUGUCCUGGACGGGCUGCUCUACGUGAUCGCCUCGGACAGCACGGAGCGCUACGACCACGCGGUGGACAGCUGGGAGGCUCUGCAGCCCAUGCUCUACCCCAUGGACAACUGCUCCACCACCUCGUGCCGCGGCAAACUCUUUGCCAUAGGCUCCCUGGCCGGCAAAGAGUCCAUGGUUAUGCAGUGCUACGACCCCGACAGCGACCUCUGGUCCCUCGUCAACUGCGGCCACCUGCCUCCCUGGUCCUUCGCUCCCAAGACCGUCACUCUCAACGGCCUCAUGUACUUCAUCAGAGACGACUCGGCUGAAGUGGAUGUUUACAAUCCGGUGAAGAAUGAAUGGGAUAAAAUCCCUGCCAUGCUCCAGGUUCACGUUGGGGGGAGCGUGGCCGUGCUCGGCGGGAAGCUCUACGUCUCCGGUGGCUACGAUAACACGUUUGAACUCUCAGACGUCCUGGAAGCCUACGACCCCGAGACGCGGACGUGGAGCGUGGUGGGCCGCCUCCCCGAGCCCAUCUUCUGGCACGGCAGCGUCAGCAUAUUCCGGCAGUUCAUGCCGGAAACCACGCAGGAGGACAACGGCAUCACGCUGGACAACACCAUCAACCUCAACAGGCAGCACCAAAACCUUCACAACCAGAACCUGAACGAGCUUCGUUAG